Messenger RNA from Ictalurus punctatus (channel catfish), 580 nucleotides. RefSeq names its product NK-lysin type 3. Gene Ontology annotation, biological process: defense response to bacterium; lipid metabolic process. Lineage: Eukaryota; Metazoa; Chordata; Actinopteri; Siluriformes; Ictaluridae. The record is from RefSeq and is marked provisional.
AUUCAGCUCUCAAGAAGUCACUUACCUUGUGCAUCUUCAACCAGUAUGCUCCGAAACCUCCUCGUUGCUUCUUUCCUCAUAGGCGCAGCCUAUGCAGUGCACCUGGAAUACCUGAAAGUUGAUUCUGAGGAACUCCUUGAUGAGACUUGGGAUGAGGAUUUGCUGAUGCCCGAGGAACAGAUCCCUGGUGUGUGUGGGAUUUGUAAGCGGCUCAUGAAGAAAGUGAAAAAACAUCUUGGUAAUCAUGAAAAUGCGGAAAAGAUUAAAGAAAAACUGAAGAGAGGCUGUGACAAACUCCCAGUAGUGAAGGAUUUGUGUAAGAAAAUGGUUAAUAAGAACAUUGAUUUCUUGGUGGAGGAACUUUCUACUGAUGAUGAUCCGAAAGCAAUCUGUGCUAAAGCUGGCCUUUGCAAGCCAGUGGACAUGUGGGAAUUGAUCCAAGCUUUUCCACAAAACUACCAGAAGCUCUGAAGGAGCACAAAACUCCAGCAUGGCAAGAAAUGAAUGAAACUGUAAUUAGAUGUUUAAAAUAUAAAUGUUUGCAAAUCAUUCUCUGCUAAUAAAUUUUUUAAAGCAUUAA